UCAUUAUGCGACACACGGGAUAGACACUAGCAAACGUUAACUAUUUUUCCAGCAGCUUGUUUUUAUUUAUUUACUGUUGGAGGGCUAGAAUCUUAUUUAGAUUCGGAGCUAUAAAAUAACUAGCUGCCAACUGCCAAAUAUUAGUAGCCGCGUUUUUCGUUUAUUUUCACUCGAGUCUCCGGUUAUAAUUUUACAAAUCUAUCCAGCACAGCUUGUUGCUAAGUAGCAAUAACGAAUGAACUUGCAUUGUACAUGCUCUUAGCCGCAAACGAUUAAAUAUUUUUUCUCCUGACAGUGUUUGAUUUUGGUGUUUGUUAGUGCUACGGCAGUAUGAGUUAUGGGUAUGGCGGUGGCGGUGGAAGACGAGGCAGGAGAGGAGGUCGCGGGCACAGAGAUGACAGCAGAGAGAGAUGGGACAGAGGCGGUGGAGGAGGUUCAAGAGGCACCAGUUCCGACUUCGACAGGGACCGAGGUGGAGGAGGUCAGAGGGACCGUCCCCCUCCACAUCUAAAAGGCCGUGAGAUCGGUCUGUGGUAUGCACGAUACGGCGCUGUGAGGAGAAAACAAGCUGACCGGAGAUCGCGGGCAGUGGUCCAAAUGGAUGAGGCCAGAGAGCAGCACAUUACUAAGCUGCUCAACUCUGUCCAGAGUGACCAGCCUGGCCCAAGGAGAGACACUAACUAUACAAGGCCCUCUACAUCUGACAACUGGAGCACAUCUGGCCAUAGUAGUGGUCAUUGUUACUUUGACGGGGAUAUGCCUGAAGAGGAUAAACACAAGGCUGAGGCCAAAUCUGAGGAUGAGGAUGAGGAAGAAGAAGUUACUCCAGGCCAGAUGAAAGCAAGUUGCACAUCACAACGUGACUCAUCUAUAGCAGAUGUUAAAGAUGAGCCUCCAGAGAAUUGGGAUGAUGAUCAGGAACAUGGUGAGAAAGAGAUACUCUUGAGGAGAGACAAGGAUCUGGAGUUCUUAUUUCAGGAAGUAGUCAGAGACGGGUCACUGGAUGCUUUCUUGAAAAGAGAUCUGGAAAGCAAAAAAUCAGAUUCAAAAUAUAAAGAAAUGCUGAAAUUCAGGGAAAAACUACCAUCCUAUGGAAAAAAAGAGGAUCUGGUGGAGCUGAUCAACUCCAACCGUGUCCUAGUGGUGAGUGGGGAGACCGGGUGUGGAAAGACCACUCAGGUCACCCAGUUCAUCCUGGAUGACCAUAUCAAACGAGGCAUGGGCUCCAUGUGCCGCGUGGUCUGCACACAGCCUCGCCGCAUCAGCGCCAUCUCUGUAGCAGAGCGUGUAGCAGCAGAGAGAGCAGAAAGUGUUGGUAAUGGAAAUUCUUGUGGUUACCAAAUCCGCCUGCAGAGUCGGUUACCACGGAGACAGGGUUCGAUCCUGUACUGUACAACAGGCAUUAUUCUUCAGUGGCUUCGCUCAGAUUCAUUGUUGUCUAGUAUCAGUCACCUGGUGUUGGAUGAGAUUCACGAGAGAAACCUUCAAUCAGACGUUUUGCUCAUCAUCGUGAAGAACUUACUCAAACUCCGAGAUGACCUCAAAGUAAUCUUGAUGAGUGCCACGCUCAAUGCAGAGAAGUUUUCUAAAUAUUUUGAUAACUGUCCAAUGGUCCACAUCCCUGGUUUGACAUUCCCAGUGGAAGAGUUCCUACUAGAAGACAUUUUAGAGAUGAUCAGGUACCGUCCUCAAAAUCGGGACUGCAAACCUACAUGGAAGAGAGGCUUUUGGCAGAGCCGCCACUCCAGAUCUGAUAAGGAGGAGAAAGAGGCUGAGUACAAGGAGAGCUGGCCCUGUUAUGCACGCUCACUGCAGGGCAGAUACUCUGACAGUACCGUUGAGGCUAUGGAGAUGUUAGACAAUGAUGACAAGAUUGAUCUGGAGCUGAUUCUGGCACUGAUCCGUCACAUUGUGCUCAACGAGGAGGAAGGAGCAAUCUUAGUCUUCCUGCCUGGUUGGGACAACAUCAGCGCACUCAAUGACCUGCUCAUGGCUCAGCAGAUGUUCCGAUCAGAUCAGUUUGUUAUCAUCCCUUUGCACUCCCUCAUGCCCACUGUUAAUCAGACGCAGGUGUUCAAAAGACCUCCACCGGGAGUUAGGAAGAUUGUGAUUGCUACCAAUAUAGCUGAGACCAGCAUCACCAUUGAUGACGUUGUUUAUGUGAUAGAUGGUGGAAAGAUUAAGGAGACCAACUUUGACACCAACAACAACAUCAGUACCAUGACAGCUGAGUGGGUUAGCUUGGCCAACGCCAAGCAAAGAAAAGGACGUGCCGGCAGAGUAUGUCCAGGAAAGUGCUAUCAUCUAUACAACGGGCUCAGGGCCAGCCUGCUGGAUGCCUAUCAAUUACCUGAAAUUAUGAGGACACCACUGGAGGAGCUCUGCUUGCAGAUAAAGAUACUGAAGCUUGGGUCCAUUAGUCGAUUCCUGGAGAAAGCCCUGGACCCUCCCACUGAGAAGGCCGUCAACCUUGCCAUCAAGAACCUCACAGACCUGAACGCCCUGGACCACACAGAGAAUCUGACAGCACUGGGUUUCCACCUGGCCCGUCUACCCGUGGAGCCUCACAUUGGCAAACUCAUCCUGUUUGGAGCAUUGUUGGGAUGCCUCGAUCCCGUACUCAUCAUCGCUGCUUCCCUCAGCUUCAAAGACCCUUUCUUCAUACCUCUGGGUAAAGAGAAGAUGGCAGACAUGAGGAGAAGAACCUUGUCCAGGAACUCAAAGAGUGACCACCUCACUAUAGUUAAUGCCUUCCAGGGCUGGGAAGAAGCCAAACGGCGUGGUGCCAGGUAUGAGAGGGAGUACUGCUGGGACAACUUCCUGUCUGCCAACACACUCCAAAUGCUGCACAACAUGAAGGGCCAGUUUGCAGAGCACCUCAUGCAUGCAGGCUUUGUCAGUAGCAAGGACCCCAAAGACCCUAAAUCCAAUAUCAACUCAGACAAUGAGAAGUUAAUCAAGGCAGUGAUUGUGGCGGGACUAUAUCCUAAGGUGGCCAUGAUCAGACCAUCUCACAGCAAAAAAAGGCCUGGAGUGAAGGUGUACACCCAGGCAGAUGGAAAGGUGAACAUCCACCCAAAAUCUGUCAAUGCUGAAGAGAAGGAAUUCAACUACACGUGGCUCAUUUACCACCUGAAGAUGAGAACGAGCAGUAUCUUCCUGUACGACUGCACUGAGGUGUCCCCGUUCUCGCUGCUGUUCUUCGGAGGAGACAUCACCAUUCAGAAAGACGGGGACCAGGAAACCAUCGCAGUGGACCAGUGGAUUGUUUUCAUAUCACCAGCCCGCAUUGCUCACCUUGUAAAGAGUUUAAAGAAAAAGCUGGAUUCCCUGUUAGAAGAGAAAAUCAGCAAUCCGGCUCCUGUGGAUUGGGAAGACCGUCAGUCUAAAGACUGUGCUGUCAUCACAGCCAUCAUAGACCUCAUCACUACCCAGGAAAAGCCUGCAGGCAGUGCUAGGGACUCUGGCAGGAUGUGGGCGUCUGCCCCGAGAGGACAGCACAUUUACUUCAAUGAUGAUGACGAUGAGGAUAAUUAAAAGUGGCCAGGCAUUUGGCUGACAAUGAAGAGUUGGAAUAUUUAUGAUAACCAGCUGACCUCCUUGAUGGUUUUGCUUGGUUUAAACCUUAGUGCUCUCUGGGUGCUGCUGAAGGCCAAACACGCAAGGCCAGUUUACUGGAAAAAAAAAGAAAAUGUUCUGCACUUGAAUGAGUCCUUUUUUUUUUUUUUAAAACCACUGUUUUGCAAGGACCAGCCCAUCUUUAAACACACACUUUAGCUGCUUUGUUUAGUUUACACAUUUCUGCUUUGGAGACAUCAGACCUUUAUCAUAUAUGUUUUCUUUAAGUGAUGGCACUUAAUAGCUUGUUCAAUAAAGAAACCUGAUGAAAUUG
Molecule: messenger RNA, 3892 nt
Organism: Melanotaenia boesemani (Boeseman's rainbowfish)
Lineage: Eukaryota; Metazoa; Chordata; Actinopteri; Atheriniformes; Melanotaeniidae
Gene: dhx36
Product: DEAH (Asp-Glu-Ala-His) box polypeptide 36
Exons: 26
Coding region: 331-3537 (1068 amino acids)
Cellular component (GO): nucleus; intracellular anatomical structure; cytoplasm
Molecular function (GO): DNA helicase activity; G-quadruplex RNA binding; ATP binding
Source: RefSeq, a predicted model, not a curated record